AUGGCGUCCCAAGACUUCGUCAGGGCCAUGACCAACCGAUCCGUCCGCACUGUCCGAUUAGAACUUGAGUUCCUCGCAGAUGCCUCAGUCAUUACUCCACAACAACUCUCCUCGAUCCUCUCUCAACUACCGUCGGAGAACGACCGUUCAGUUUCCGCGCCUCGACAACAGCUUCCGUCGCCACCGGUCGUUGCUCCAGUUCAGGCUCAGCCUGCUCCUGCUCCUGCUCCUUAUUCGCCUCCAACAACUCAAUUCACCAAUACCUCGUUGAACGAGAAAGCAAAUUAUCAGCCACCACCCACACCGCAGCAAUACGCCAACCCGACCCCUCCCCCGCCGGCUUAUCCCCAAGUUCCGCCCGUCCUAUCCAUUGCUUCCGCGCUCUACGCUUAUACUCCAACGGACCCCGGGUGGCGCGGACGUAACGAGCGGACCAACCUCGAGGGUAUCUUCCCUCGUAGCUACGUCAAUGUGAUCCAGGAUAAGGGGAUUUCUUCGCCGCCUCCCUCUGGUUAUGGAAACAUGCCUCUCGAAGUCAGUCAGAGCGGCGCCCCAGCUAAUCCGGAGGACAAUAAGGGCAAUAAAUUUGAGGAGCAUGGCAAGAAAUUUGGCAAGAAGAUGGGUAACGCUGCAAUCUUCGGUGCCGGUGCUACUAUUGGUUCCAACAUUUCACCUCUUAUCACCCUCUUCGGAGAACGUCCAACAAAGCAAUUUCUUUCAGAGUCAAUCAGUAUCUUGGAUAAUUUCAUCUUCGCCGUAUGUCCAUUAGGCAUUCUAACCGCCGUGGUCUCUGUCAUUCGGGUCUGCGGGAAAUCAUCACUACGGGCAUUUGUCGGACGGGCACAGGAAGGUCCCGGGGAUGUAGAGAAGGAGCUGCUAUCCUGCGUUUCGGAUAUCACUGCUGAAAUAUUCAAUGAAGGGGGUAUAUCUCGAGUGAUUGGUAGGCCUCGGAUCCUGGAGCUAAUGGUAUGGGAGGAAGACGACGAGUCUGAGGGGAAAAAUGGUGCAAGGAAAAUCGGGACUCUGCGAGAUGCACUGCAGCAAAAUGCCUGGGUUACAGCUAAUGGAUAUGAGAUUCUUGAUGAGAAGGGUCAUCCACCGGAACUUGAUAUCCCCAAUCUCUCUCUGAAUAAGGGGAUUGAAAGGAGAAGUCAGUGGUGGUUUUACACAGCUGCGGUGCUGGGCUUCAUGUUGCAAGCAGGUGUUAUUGUGUAUUCGGGAAUCACUGUUUUUCUCUACCCAGAAGAUUUCCAGGACGACGAACCAGUGUCAAGUUAUGCAUUUCCGCUUUUUCUGUUCGGGACCAUAUUCCUCUGCGCAGGGAUGUUUCUCUGUGCCUUUAUGAUUGAACGCUCAUCGAUCCAGUACUAUCUGCAUCCGACGAAACCAAGUAAAAUAUACUGGUUGCAACCCGGCAAACAAGAUGUUGGCCAUCAGACCUUUGGUGCAUUUCUAGGAGUCACUGAGGGGCCGGGAUCUCAGGCAACUCAAGAUCUUACAUAUAUAAAAUCGAUACGAGGGCAGGGGUAUAAUAGCAAAGGCCCUAUGCUCGUUUUCACUAUAGUAAUCACAAUGGUAGGGUUUGUGGUUCAGUUUAUUGGGCUUCGAGACCUGCACGCCUCCGUUAUCCUGGCACAGAUGGGUUCUACACUGUUGAUGACUAUUGUUCGAACAUGUCUUCGAACUAAGAGAAUUAGCUCCAAUGAGAAUCAACUUCAGCAGAAGGAACGCCAGUUGACAUCUUCUAAAAAUCAAGAGUUGGAUAGCUUCGCGUUUUUCCUUGAGGAUGUGGAAUCAUUUAGUCUGAUAUCCACAGUAGCCAGUGGUCCGCUGUCCUCCCAGUCAAGCUCAUCUUCACCGGGCUCAUCAAUCGGGAGUUCUAUGCAAAUGAUAAAUCCGGGAACUCAGCUUAUACAGCUGAGAACUCGACUUGCGGAGUUGACAUCCAACGCUGGUGACAGUCCUGAUAGGGCUUGGGAUAAUCUGCCCAUCCGAAAGGUUGCUCAGAACCUAGCGCAAACGAUCGAAACGACCAUGGAUUUGAUUUCAAGUUGGAAAGAUGCCACCGGUGACGUAGACAGUUUUGAACUGUCAUUUGUGUGCCAGUCGCGCAAGAAGUUCAUUGCUCCCAAGGUGGAAACCUAUGCCAUCAUGCUGGAGCGGUCAGACGAUACAUUACAAUGGCACGUUGGUGGCAACGAGCUAGAGGCAAUUCUUGGAUUGCGGACGUGGUCUCUGUUACGGUCCAAUUCAAGUUGGCUCCAUAAUAGGUUCGUUCGUCUUGUAGGAUUAAGUGAGUCAGAAGCCAAGGCAGAAGAGACUGAUCUUUACUUCCACAAAUGGAUCUUUCGGCACACAGAGGCACGAAUGGCCUCGUCUAAAAUGAUAUCAUUUCCUCAGCAGAUGUUUGGAUACUAUUCAGAUGAAUACUCCGGCGACAAGGACAUCCUCGUGGUGAAAACUGAGAAUGAGCUAGAACUCAUGGUUGCCCAAGAUAUGUAUAUCCACUUUCUCGCCAGCGCGUUGAAAGGGUUGAAGGAGAUCCGGGGGGAUAUCCACCUACUUCCCGCUUCGCAAAAUGGAUUUUUGGCCCACAGUGAUCGUCUAGAUGAGCUUGUCAACUGUUUCGAAUCCAGUGAAAUGGGCUCAAGGGAGGAUGCAUUGCUAUGCAUAGUCCCAGUGUUGAGACACCAUGGCCUUCUACCCAAACUGGCCGCGGACUCCAAAAUGAUGAGAGUGCAUGCGGAAGAAUUUAUAGUAAGUGGGAACUGGCCCGAAGCCUUCGCAAUGAUACGCUGGUUCUGUGAGCGCUGUGAAGGAGAGGAGUUUGAGCAUUCUAUAUUCGAACUGGGCUAUCUUUGCCGUCGGGCCAUGGUCCACACUGAGCCCAAUGUCCAGUCGAAUGGAUUCAGACAUGUGUCUCUUGCCCUAGAAGGCGAUCCGAGGGUAAAGUUUCUGCAAAAUGCAAAGAUUCCUCGUCGUGGGCAUUGGAUGGACAACCGGUCUGAGCACUGGGAAGAGUUUUGCUUACAGUUGGGGUGGAUGGCAUGGCAUAUCGCUCAAAAACACUGCGAUAAACAAUCUCUACAGGGAACAUUGUACGCAUUUGAAAUCCAUGAGCAUUCCGUCCCACCAGCUCGAGUUAAUAGUAGUGAUGACCAGGGAAGACAAGGAGAGCAAAUCGUGCUCGAGUGGUUGACUAACGGCGACGAGAAGCUUUUCGCCCGUGAACUCCCAGGUAUAGAAGACCGCCUGGCACUGGACUGGGUAUGUCAGAACGGCCACCAUGCAUUGAUGAAUUGGCUUAUUGCAAGAUGGGUCCAAUUCGAAGAGCGGUUUCCCGGAUUUAUUUACAGUGUUCUUCUGUGGGCUGCAGAAGGACAAUAUCGACAUGCGAUUGCCUCCCUCCGUCGCCGAGGAGUAAACAUCGAUAUGCAAGACUCUCGGGAUGGUAUAACCGCGUUGAUCAACAAGAUUGUAGUCGGUGAUCGGACGGCAGUAUGUGAACUACUCGAGGCAGGGGCUGAUGUGAACGGGAGGGAUACCAAAGGAGCAACCCCCUUGAUGACGGCCAGCCAUAUAGGAGAUAUGGAAACCGUCUCGCUGCUUCUACGCAAGGGAGCCAGCAUCAAUGCCCAAGACCAUGGCGGACUCAGUCCUUUGAUAUGGUCAACCGCUGGGAACUAUGUGACCAUUGCUCAGACUCUCCUGGAGCAUGGGUCACAUGUCAACCUGGGCAGCUUUGGCGGGAAUACGCCAUUGAUCUCAGCUGCUGCAGAGAACCACGUUGAGAUGGUGAGACUUUUCCUCUCUCAAGGAGCUCAUGUGAAUGCACAGACGGGAGACGGUUGUACAGCCCUGAUGCUGGCUGCUCGCAAUCAUUGCACCGAGGCCAUGAAGGUGCUCCUGGAUCAUGGAGCCGAUAUCAAUAGUCGCAACAGGGGAGGCCGGACCGCUCUUGACUUGGCACGCGAGGUGUACCACUUGGAGGGCGUACAACUCCUGGAAUCGGCACUGGAGGACGAGUCGCGAUCGAUGGUACAGAGCGCUACAGAGUCUUAG
Messenger RNA from Aspergillus tanneri, 4062 nucleotides. RefSeq names its product ankyrin repeat domain-containing protein. Gene Ontology annotation, molecular function: protein binding. The transcript has 6 exons. The record is from RefSeq and is a predicted model, not a curated record. Bases 1 to 4062 code for a protein of 1353 amino acids. NCBI's taxonomy places the organism in Eukaryota, Fungi, Ascomycota, Eurotiomycetes, Eurotiales, Aspergillaceae. Gene Ontology annotation, cellular component: nucleus; cytoplasm.